GGUCAACGCAGAUGCGUCACGAUGUUUGUUUUGGAAUACGGCAAGACUCGUUGUGUUUUGCCAUUAACAGUAGAACAGACAACAAAACGAAGUGGUUCGCCGCUAAAACCACCUAAGGUCAGUGAGCGGCGAAUGUCUGUUUUGACCAGAAAUGCAACAAAUGGAAUGUCGGGGACUGUUCAUUGUGUUUAAACCAACACGCUGCCGUCGGUUUCAGCUAGCGAAAAAUGGUAAACACCACACGGCAUGAAGAAAGGCCUGCAUGAAGGAGUUCAGGGACAAGUGGCAGCUUCUCGGGCAACGGACAUGAAGAACAUGAAUCAUGCAGGCCCAUUCGACUUGACUUAGAGAAGACUAAAAGACGACUGUGGUAGAAGCUCGACCUCCAUAAAAGGAGCAGAAAUGGGGAACACUGCGACUAAGUUCCGCAAGGCUCUCAUCAACGGGGACGAGAUGCUGGCCUGCCAACUCUAUGAAAGCAACCCACAGUUCAAGGAGGCUCUGGAUCCCAGCUCUACAUAUGGAGAGUCCUAUCAGCACAACACUCCGCUGCACUACGCUGCCCGGCACGCCAUGAUGCGCCUACUCAGGUCAUUUCUCCUAAGCAAAGAUGGCAAUCCAAACAAGCGCAAUGUGCACAACGAGACGUCUCUGCACCUUCUCUGCAUGGGACCUCAGAUCCUUACCUCCGAGGGGGCGCUGCAGCCGAGGAUUUCACGACCGUAUGAAGAUGAACAGCGACGAACAGAAUGCCUUCAGAUUAUCCUUUCAUGGACUGGAGCAAAAUUAGACCACGGAGAGUACGAGACCGCUGACAUAAAUGCCAGUGACAACAAGAAAAAUACCUGCCUGCACUACGCUGCCGCCUCAGGCAUGAAGACUUGUGUUGAGUUACUGGUGCAGAGAAAAGCGGACCUGUUUUCAGAAAAUGAAAACUGCGAGACUCCAUGUGACUGUGCAGAGAAGCAGCACCACAAGGAUCUGGCCCUACGCCUGGAGUCGCAGAUGGUCUUCUCUCUGGCGCCCGAGGCUGAGGGUAUAGAAGCUGAGUACGCAGCCCUUGACCGAAGAGAGUUGUAUGAGGGCCUGCAGCCUCAGGAUCUACGGAGGCUGAAGGACAUGCUGAUAGUGGAGACAGCUGACAUGCUGCAAGCCCCGCUCUUCACUGCAGAAGCUCUGCUACGUGCCCACGAUUGGGACAGAGAGAAGCUCUUGGAGGCCUGGAUGAGCAAUGCCGAGGAAUGCUGCCAACGCUCAGGGGUACAGAUGCCUAACCCACCUCCUAGCGGCUACAACGCCUGGGACACCCUGCCGUCACCACGGACACCUCGCACCACCCAUUCCUCCAUCACCUCACCUGAGCAAGUCAGCCUCAUGCCUUCUGAUGAAGAGGCUUCUCUGUGCGGUAUCUGCUUUUCUUCCAUCUCCUUCUUUGAAGAACCUGUUGACAUGUCCUGUGGCCAUGAGUUCUGCAGAUCAUGCUGGGAAGGGUUUCUAAAUCUAAAGAUCCAAGAAGGAGAAGCCCACAACAUAUUCUGUCCAGCCUAUGAUUGUUACCAGCUGGUACCUGUUGAGGUCAUAGAAAGUGUUGUUUCUCGAGAGAUGGACAAGCGCUACCUCCAGUUUGACAUCAAGGCAUUUGUAGAAAACAAUCCAGCUAUUUGCUGGUGUCCUGAGGCAGGAUGUGAGAGGGCGGUGCGCCUGAACACUCAUGGCCCUGGGACCUCCACUGUAGACCCUCUGUGUUUUCCCCUCCUUCGUGCACCUGCUGUAGACUGUGGCAAGGGCCACCUCUUCUGCUGGGAAUGUCGAGGGGAAGCCCAUGAGCCCUGUGACUGUGACACCUGGAAGUUGUGGCUGCAGAAAGUCACUGAGAUGAAACCUGAGGAAUUAGCGGGUGUGAGCGAAGCUUUCGAGGAUGCAGCCAACUGCUUAUGGUUACUCACCAACUCUAAAGCCUGCCCCAGCUGCAAGUCUCCAAUACAGAAAAACGAGGGCUGCAACCACAUGCAGUGUGCUAAGUGUAAGUAUGACUUUUGUUGGAUCUGUCUGGAGGAGUGGAAAAAGCACAGCUCAUCAACAGGUGGCUACUACCGCUGCACCCGCUACGAAGUCAUCCAGCAGGUGGAGGAGCAGUCCAAGGAGAUGACAGAGGAGGCAGAGAAGAAGCACAAAAGCUUCCAGGAACUCGAUCGUUUUAUGCACUACUACACACGCUUCAAGAACCAUGAGCACAGCUAUCAGCUCGAGCAGCGCCUGUUAAAAACUGCCAAAGAGAAGAUGGAGCAACUCAGUCAGGCGCUGAUUGGAAGGGACGGAGGCCCACCUGACACCACUUUCAUUGAAGAUGCUGUCCUAGAACUUCUUAAGACUCGGCGUAUCCUCAAGUGCUCUUAUCCUUAUGGGUUCUUUCUGGAGCCAAAAAGCACAAAGAAGGAAAUCUACGAGCUUAUGCAGACGGAUUUGGAGAUGGUGACUGAGGACUUGGCUCAAAAGGUUAACAGGCCUUAUCUGCGAACUCCACGACACAAGAUCAUUCGGGCAGCAUGUCUCGUACAGCAGAAGAGACAGGAGUUCCUGGCCUCAGUAGCCAGGGGGGUGGCCCCAAACGACUCUCCUGAAGCCCCAAGGCGCAGUUUUGCUGGUGGAACAUGGGACUGGGAAUACCUAGGCUUUGCAUCACCUGAGGAGUAUGCAGAGUUCCAGUACAGACGGAGGCAUCGGCAGCGUAGACGAGGGGACAUGUCCAGCAUCCGCAGCAACACACCUGACCCUGAUGAUCUCAGUGAUGCUGCUUUAGACACUCAGGAUGUUGGAGGUGGACGCAGACAAGGUCCUUUGAUGGGUCUCGAUUCUCUGGAUGAGGACGACCCAAACAUUUUACUAGCUAUUCAGCUCUCACUUCAAGACUCACGAAUGGCUGGGAGUGGAUUGGACCUUGAUGUCUUUGCUAAUGAAGCUUCACUAGGUGCAAUUGGCACCUCCUUACCGUCUAGGCUUGAGCAGAGCACUCCUGGCAUUGACGUGCCCCCCAGAGCUUCUUUGAGCAGCUCAGAACUGCUGCAGUUAGGAGAUAACUUUGCAAAACCUGGCAACAUCGGCAGUCAGUACUCUACAGCAACUGGUGGGCCCGUCUCUGCGCAGCACAGGGACAUUCAUCAUCGGCUGUUGAUACCAGCGGCUGCAGUUGAUGGAAACUCCUCGACGGGCUUCUUCUCCUCAUCCACCGACACAACGGACUCAACCACAUGUGGCAGCAGCCACAACCCAUCGUCCUCCUCUGCAUUACCAACAAAUGCUAACCUGCUUGGCAAUAUCAUGGCUUGGUUUCACGACAUAAAUCCCCAAGGUAUCACCCUGGUCCCCCCGACCUUCUCUGACACUGACUCAAUCAGGGUUCCAGGUGGUGAAGACACUGAAGAUGAUGAAAAGUGUGGGAUUGUGGUUCUUCCUGUUGAUAGGAAACCUCAGGAAACGCCAGCAGAUGCGGGCACCUGCACUCACAGAAAUAGUGACACGAAGGAGAAGGACUGCGCAGUUGAGAGGCCAACUCAGUUGGAUCUAGUGGGGGUGGGCACCAUGCCGCUGCCUUACAUGGCAACUCUUGACACAAGCAGAGAGCUUGCUGAGCACUCAGGCUCAAAGAGCUGCCAUGCUGACAGUCCGCAUUGUGACUCUGCGUCUGACCAGCUUCCCAGCACCAGCUCCUCUGAGUGGGAGGAGCAUGUGCACUUGGUAUGAGCUUCUUGACUGAGACUGAAGGGAGGGGGCAGAUAAAAAACCACUACAGGCUGAAAAAUAGAGCUGAAGUGAAAUGUUCUCUGAAUCAGUCGCACCUCGCUGAUGAGUGUGGGAGAACCCUUGACUUUCAGUGCAGGCACAUUAGCCCAGCAGAGCAAUCAGUUUGCAGUUUUGCUUUGUUGUCGUGCUCUGAAACCGGUCCUGCAGUGAAAGCACUAACUAAAGACGUCACACCUAAUUACUAUUUUCAAGCAAAUGAAGGCCAAUAAAAAUAAGUACCUUUUUUUUUUUUUAGAAUCAAGCUUAACAAAAGGCAGAUUUGCACAACAUCUAACAUUAUUGUUUUAUUUUCACUGGAGUAAAGCCUACUGUAUAAUUCUGGAUCAGGUGAGCUGAUUAUUGUUUUGCUUCCGUAUUUAAACUGUUUAAACGGAGCGAGAAACUUCUCAGUCACAAAUCUGCCUAUUUUGCAGGUGCCAAACACUGAAGAUUCAAAGCACAAUUUGCAAUCACCAAGUGGAUUCUUUAAAGCAAAUUGUGCCUGCUUAUCUCAAUCUCUACAGAACUAAAUAGGAAUGGUUUGAGCCAUAUUUUAUUUAGGAUUUUGGCUCAGUAAUAAUUUCAAUCCUUUUAAAAGAUUGUUGUGUAAAACUGUACAGUUUAGGACCACGUGUCCUGCUCAAAAGGCUUUCAGAACGGACUAGAGAAUGUUUUUUUCAUCUCAAAGCCUCAGUUUGAAUAGGAAGUGUCCUCAGAGCUUCAAAAGUAGCAAAUGCUGACGGGCCCAGAGGGGCUGCGCAGUGUGAUUCAGCUCACCCCUUUGGAGACUCUGAAUUCAUUUGGAGCUUGUCUUAAAGAAAUGUGGGAGCUGAAAGUGACAGACCUGUUUUUGUACUGCAGGGAAGGCCAGUCGAAAAGAUAACCAGGCAACCACCAACAGGCUUUGAUGAAUCAAUUAUCAUAGGUUUAGGUAUAAAUGUAAACAAGGUCUUUGUAGUUAAAAGCCCCCAACAGCAGGCUAGCACAUGGAUAAAUCACAGGGAGUCCGUGUUAUUGGAGCUGGAAACCCAGUGCCUUCGUGUCUGUCGUCAUAAAUCAGUUAUUUUUCACAUAUUUCUGAGUGCUUUUUACACUGAAACACCCGAUACCUUAAAAUGGUUUCUCUCACAUCAAAUUUCUAGUGUUUAAACACAAACUCUUGAUUUCAUACUUUAAUUUUGUUAAACUGUUUGUAGCAUGAAACCUUUGCUCUACACUAAUGAAAACCACAGAUCUGUGGGAUGGCUUUUAACGGUCAGUAAGGUUGUAAAGGACAGGUUUUGUUUGUGCCCUACAUUUCCUAAAUGACUGUAGUGACUAUAGAACCAGUUGUAUGUGUGCACCAUGAGUCUGAAAACACUAACCCUGGCUUUCCACCGGACGUGUAGUCAUCUCCUAACGUCCCGGAAGCGUAAUACGCAGAUAACCACCACGGUUAGAGUUGAUAGGCUUGUUUCCACCAGCCAGAGCCAGAGUGUUGCAUCACCUUGCUAAAUUUACCCUUUGCGUCUAUUUCGCUUCCAGCGUGCCAAAGCUCAGCAGUUCAGACAGGAAGUCAAACACCACAGACCUUUUGGAGACGGCCUGACACCUUUCAUCGUGUUUGUUAUCGCGAGAACUGAUGAAAUCACGUGUGAUUUUGUAAUUCCACGGUGAUUUUGUGACCUUGUGGGACCAGCUGCUGGUGGGAAGGGAUGUGCUGCUGCGGUCCUUAUGUUACGUUAUUUGCUGCUUACGCAUCCGAUGGAAAGCCCAGGCAAAGAAAAUGCUAAAACUGACAAAAGUUGCUACAUGAAAUAGAUAUUUAACAAAAGUUGUGAAACACAGUGAAGCUUUUUAGCUUAAGGACCUGAUUCUGGUUUUGUACAGAAGUAAAUUUUUACUCUGGUUGAGUGACAUUAACUCCAAAAUCAGUUUAGCUUCUAGAGGCUUGAAGCUGUCAAACAGUGCCAUGUGGAUAAAAGACCUGUGUUGGACCUGAUUACGUCGGCAUGUUAAUCCCUCCUGGUUUUACAACACUGCAUGAGAAACGUUAGACUCUAAACCAGAUUCUGCUUCAUUUCUGUUCCACCUCCUAACGUCUAGGUGAUUUAUUUAAAACACAAAAAACUUUUGUAACUCAAUAAGAUUUUCUAUUGUAAAGCAACUAAUUCUUGAAAUGCUAUUUGCACUUUGAUAGUCUAUACUUGAUACAUUCCCUCUUUAUAUGAAACAACUGUUUGGUGUGUGAUGCCAAUAAACAACGUGCUGAGUUUU
Nothobranchius furzeri (turquoise killifish) is the source of this 6036-nucleotide messenger RNA. Its product is annotated as ankyrin repeat and IBR domain-containing protein 1. Gene Ontology annotation, cellular component: cytoplasm; ubiquitin ligase complex. Gene Ontology annotation, molecular function: ubiquitin conjugating enzyme binding; ubiquitin protein ligase activity; zinc ion binding. The record is from RefSeq and is a predicted model, not a curated record. Gene Ontology annotation, biological process: protein polyubiquitination; ubiquitin-dependent protein catabolic process; positive regulation of proteasomal ubiquitin-dependent protein catabolic process. Lineage: Eukaryota; Metazoa; Chordata; Actinopteri; Cyprinodontiformes; Nothobranchiidae.